GUCGCCACGGCAACGCAGAGACGCCCGCACGGAACACAUGCUGAGCGGAGCUGCCAGGGCCAUGAAGGAGGCUUCGUGGCUACAAACGGCGUCGUUCUCACUCACUAACUAGCUCAUAGCGCACGCGAGCUACAAGACAGAUGGAUUGCGAAGAUUUGGAAGAAGCCAUUGAGCGGGAGCUACGAUUAAUCAAUGUGCCACUGGAGGAGUUGGAAGGCAAUGAUUCUGAAGAGGACCAAGCUGAAAUUGCCUGCAUUGAACCUGAAGAGGAAGGCCUGCCUGACACAGUGCUCAUGUACAUGGCGAGAGUGAAGAGCAGAGCUGAGGAUGUGGAAGACAUCUACAAUAAGUUGCACGAGGAGGAGCCCGACCUGAACAACUGGGCUUCAGUUUCAUUUAAGUCUCACGUAUUGCUUGAGGAAUUAGCCAAGGAAUAUGGUGAAGAUCCUGAGGUCCUAAAGAAAAGGGUUUUGUCAGAAUUGGAGGAAUAUGAACGGCAGAGCUGUGAAGAGGCAUCAGAAGAAUGUGACUCUUCAUUGCCCCCUGCUGCUGGACAAGAGGACAUUAGUGGCCGCGAAACAGAUGCUGAUGUGUCCCUAAAUAUUAAGGGAAAUGCCAGUGUCGGGACAGAUUCGAUAGCGGAGACGGCAGGUGCCAGCGAGGAGGCGAAGAGACUCGUGGGAGCCGGUGACAGAACCCACGGGCAGCCUGAACACGAGCAGCGCCGCCGCGCGAGACAGGAGCAGGACGAGCAGGAGGAGAUGGACUUGCAGCGGCAGCGGCUGCUCCAACAAGCAAAGGUGGAAGAACUAGAACGUGCAAAUCAAAAGGCAUUUGAAGCGGAAAUGAGAAACUAUGAGGCUGAAAUUGAGCGCUUUCAGGAACAAAUUGACCAUGAGAAGAAAGAACUUGAGCAGAGGCUUGCGAAAGACAGACAAGAACUACGCGACAGGCAGCAGCCCGCAGCACUCAAGAUCCAGGCCCUAUUCAAAGGCUACAGAACACGGAAAAUAUACGCGCCCUUGAUAGCAGCGAGACGAGAAGAGCUCAGGCAAGAAAAAGAACUCGCUCUCAGAAGGGAAAAGGAAGAGCGAGACAGAAGAGAAAGGCUGCAGCGGGAAGAGGAGGAGCAGAAGAGAAGGGAGGAAGAACGGCGACGAAAAGAAGAAGAGGAGAUGAGGCGAAGGCAGGAGGAGGAGAAGAGAAGGCUUGAAGAGGCCGAGAGAAGGAGGAUGGAGUAUGAGAGACAGAAGGAGGAAGAGCGGAAGAGACUCGAAGAAGAGCGCUUGCGAAUAGAGGAAGAGAGAUUGCGACGGGAAGAAGUGACAAGGAGGGAAGCCGAACAGCGCAAGUUGGAGGAGGAACAAGAACGGCAGCGAGAAGAGGAAAAGAGAAAACGGGAUGAAGAAGAAGAAGCAGCAGCGAACAAAAGGAAACAAGAAGAAGUGAAGAGAAAACAGGAAGAAAAGAGAAGGAAAAGGGAAGAAAGAAAGCAAAAACAGGACAAGGAAGACGAGAGGAGGAAACGGAAAGAGGAGGAGAGAAUGCGAGCAGAAGAAAAAGAAGAAGUAAUCAAGAAGCUAGAAGGAGAGAAAAGAAAAAGUAAAAAUCACGAACCGGAGCAAAGCACCUCUGAGGCAGAGCAACAGGAAAGUCCAACGCAAGCAAAGCGGUGCACGCCACAAGAGAGUGCGAUGAGCAUUGAUGGGAAGUGCAUGGAUGUGAAGGAAGGAUAUAGAUCAAACAAAGAGCAAGAACAAGUCAUGAAUAAAGGACGGACAAUGGAUACAACCACGGUCUUGCAACCUUGCAAGAAGGAUUUGAGCAUUACCCCAGACGAAGAAGUAACGACAUCAGAGCACAUGGACAUCCCACAACGCAACAAUGAUCGAACGUUAACUGUAGUUGAACAUCAAGGGGAGAUGCAAAGCUACGCUUCUAGCUUGACUCUUUCGGAUGCAGUCGAGGCACGGAGGCUUGCCUGGAUGAAAACCUGCAAGCCUUGGUCGAGAAUCGUGGCAGAGAGCCGAGGUAAAGAUUUACGUAAAAAAAGACCACGAAAUAACUCUGCAGCAAGACAUCUCUCCCCACUGUCUGUGGAGCAGAUACUAAAAGGGGGCUUGGCAUCUUCAUUUCACCAGGUCACAACAGUUUGUUUUCAAGACCUGCCUGGCUGCAAUCUGAGCACGCUGGCUCAGUGUCCCAAUCUGCAGUCUCUGAGUCUCAAUCGCUGUGGCCUGUUGGCUCUGGACGGAGUCAACAACUGCAAGGGACUCAGAGUUAUCGACACGCAGGACAACAGCAUUGAGACUGUAAACUGCCAAGACCUAGAAAACCUGGAAGUCCUUCUGCUGUCUCAUAACCAUCUCACCUCGAUUCAUGGCUUAGAAGGAUGCACCAACCUUACAUUGUUGGAGCUCUCCCACAACAACAUCACAAGGAUAGGUGGUUUGGAGUGGCAGAAGAAGCUGCAGCGGCUGCUUGUGGACCAUAACCAGCUGGUGAGCACGGCUGGGCUGAGCGAGGUGCCCCGGCUGCUGCACUUGGACUGCUCACACAACCACCUCUCCUCGCUGGAGGGCAUACGGGACUGCGCAUUGCUCCGUACGGUGCACGUGCAGGGCAACAACCUCACCCAGAUCCCUCCACUACGGAACCAGGUGCUCUUGAGCGAACUGUGCCUGGAUGACAAUGGCAUCAGCUCCUUGCAGACACUGGGCUCCAGCUGGCUUCCUCACCUCCGCAUACUCUCCUUGUCCCACAACGGGCUCUCGGAUUUGUGUCCAUUCAAUAUGUUUAUUUCCCUGGAGAAACUCUGCAUCAGUAACAACUGUGUAACUGAUCUUCCAGCUUUAUUGGAGUGUCUGGCCGGCUGCCUACGCCUCCAUGAGAUAACUCUGGAUGGAAACCCCAUGCAAAACCACCCAGACUGGAGAAUGAGAAUAGAAAAGGUGAGCCCUGCUCUGCGCAUACUGGAUGGCCAGACGGUCGUAAGCACGGACAAGAGGAGCCUAACACCACCAGCCUUCUCCAGCCUCUGCCAGGCCCAACUGGAAGAGUUUCAGCGCUUGUCCCAAGGGUACAUGACCACAGCACUCGCGCAACUAAAGACCAUGUCGCGGCCACCAAAUGUUGUGGAUUUAAUUUCCAAGCAGCUCGAGGAGGCGUCUAGGCUAGCAGAAGAGCAUCGCUAUGCUCAGGAAUAUGGAGAAAUGGGCAGCCUUUCAAUCGAACCCACGGUCGACAAUGUUCAAACUGAAAAUCGCAUCUCCAGUGCAAAGCUAUCGCCUGCACAGAGUCAGGAGACGAAUGGUGAAGCUUCCAGCAUUGCAAUACUCGCGCAGCAGCUUUCAUCGAAUCUUGAAAACACGUGUCCAACGAAAACAGCAGGCGGUUCAAUCACCGAUGCCCGUCUGCAUGAAACCAGCCCAGGUUUCGCACGCGAUGAAGGUAAAACCGGAGCUCAUUCCCCGGGCGCUGGGAGAAAUGUGGAUGGGUCAGGUUCACAGCGACGGGAAACGGAGUCCCAAAAGAGUCAACAGAGGGAGCUGUCGCUGCAAGUCGACGGAAGGCAGAGACAGCGGAGUGCGGGCGCUGUUGCUUGUGGCCAGCAGAGGGAAACAGGUGAAGAGGUUUGCGGACCAGUUUCGAGCCAGCCGAAGGCUUCUGCCACCACUCGGGUGGCUGUGAAAGCCAGCCAUGUUGGCAACUUAAUGGAGAAAGCAAAACAAAGCACUUUGGCCGACUUCGCAGCCACGGCCGUGCAGGCGCGCUGGAGGGGCUACCGUCUCCGUCGGGAGCUGCGGCGCCGGCAGGCGGCUGCCUCGAUCAUCCAGGCCUCGUGGAGGGCACGGAGGGUCAGGAGGGCCCUGGCUCAGAGCACCCAGGCAGCCACGGUCACGGCCACUACACGAUCUCGGCCAGCCACCCUGACUCCCCCCGUGCGUACAUCCCAGCGGGAGAUGGCAGCAACAGCAGGGCAGAGGAGGCAAGGUGGAGCCACUGUCAUACAGGCUCAGUGGAGGGGCUUCGCUCUGCGCAGAAAACUGCACCGGGAGCUCCAGGCGGUCAGGGAUGCCGCGGUCCUCGACAGCGAUGAGUUUGCUGAAGUCGAUAUCGAUAACUUCACACUACAAGAGCACGAGUUGGAUGAGGCCUGGCUUCCGGCAGAGACUCCCCCAAUCACUGCGAGGAGCCAGCUUUUCCUGUCGAAGCCUCCAGGCAGUGCUGCAGCCAGGGAGGACAGCAGUGGCGUUGCUGUAGCCCGGCAGCCCAGACAAGCAUGGAGGGCUGACAGGGGGAAUGAUUCGCAUCCCUCUGGAAUAACAGAGGCUUCUUCAAACAACAGUCAGCACCUGAGAGAAGAGAAACAAGAAAAGAUUAGAGAAGAAUGGGGCUUCCGAGAUCCACAGACUGCCUUGCUGAUGCUCAAGCGUGCUCAGAAAAUGAAGUCAAAAAAGGCUGUCGCCCAGAAACGAAUGGACCCCACGGUGAGGCUGGUGCGCUUUAAGACGGAAGACUGCAGGCAGCCUCCCGUGCAGCCCACUCGACCCGUGCCUGCGGCCCGCCUCGGAUAUUUCAGCGCCCAAGAGGAUCGUUUGCCGGGACGAGGCUCGCCGGUGGUCGAUGUGAACGAGCAGAAGAUUGAUCACGUGUACAAGUGGCUGCACACACAGGCAGGCGACCGUGGGAUGACCAACGCACACUCCGCAAAAGGGGAAUCGCGUUUUUUGCCCGACAUGGACCCGGACGUUCUGAGCGGCGGUCGUGUGCAGCUGGUGGCCAGCCCCAUUGGCCGUGAAGACAGGGACAUGGAGCUCCUGUCGGUGACGGGCAGCGGCAGCACCAGCAAAGCGUACGGGGCCCUCUCUGCUCACAGCCACUCGCAGUCCCGCGCCGGCCGGACGCGGGGCUUCCGCCAAAGCAGCUUCUCCACGCGACGCAACCUCUCGGCCGACACCACACGCGACAAGGCUUGGCCCGGGGUCCCGGCUCAAGGCCCCACGCUGGUCCCAGCCCCGGGCGGUUCAGCCCCGGCGUCUCGCCCGAAACAGCGAAUCUCGUUCCGUGACGCCCCUGUGCAACUCAGCGGGGGUUGGGGGGGAGGCCGCAAGCACGGCAAGCCCCUGUAGCCUCCCCAACGCAAACCCGCACACACUUCACGCGCAUCGUUGGUUGGAGGGGACGCGUUCACUGCAGUGACUUCGCCAUCAAUCAGUCUUUAUGUUACGUGCCAAUAUCGCCCUCAAUAAAGUAGGCAUCGGUGCAGAACGAGAACGGUACGGGGGGGGGGGGGGCACAGAGCAAUGGGAAUGAAAAAAGUUAAAUUCAACCGUGCGCAAAAUAAAGUGCAACCGUGCGAAACGAAUAGCAUAAGAAAGGUUAUUUGAAAAUACUAAAUAAAUAAUAAGUAACGUAAGUUUUUUUUACAUUUUACAUAUGAUGAGAAGGCAAAUCUGAGUAGAUGCAUCCUGCACAGACUACGGAAUUGAGAGAAACCCGGCGCAUUUCGGAUGUCCUGUGGCAGGCAAGCAUGGUGUUCCAGAGUUUUGGGGCUACGCUCGAGAAGGCGAAUCCGCCCCAAACGGCUCGUCCCACAGAGGUUCAGUAGAAUAGAGAGGUGCCCAGGUGGAUCAAGGGGGGACGGGGGACUGAUCCCGUUUGAGAGCACUUGAGCCAGCACCGCUGAGAUCAUGGGUUUUAAAACGUGGGUGCCAGCCACACGCGUCUACGCUGCGCUGGGUUUUCAGGCGUAGCCAGUCGAUGGUUUCAACAGCUUCAUGAAUAAUGUAAUUAAAAUGUAACAUUAAAGAAUAACAAAUAUUUUAUGACAACAAAAAAAAGACAUUACAUUUUGAGGUGGGGUUCACUUCAAUUGUCACAAUCCAGGUCUGGGAACUGACAUUUUUGGUUUGAUUACUGUGCAUUGGACACUCUGAUGAGAAUGUAAGGAGGUGCAUGACACGUCUCAGCCCACUGAAGCACGCGGCCUAACCGGUGGUUCUAUGAUAGAAUCGGCCACCACUCCUUCCCAGCUCCAGUUGAUGCACUGCUCACUGCUCGAGAUGGGAAUGUAAAUGUCUUUAUCUCAUGACAUUUAAAACAAAAAUACAUCAAGGUCAGCAAAAACUAGAGAGGUUUUGUUUAAACAGGGUGAGAUUUUAUGAUUGUAAAGCUUUAUUGUGAAGUGCCAGGUGUCUGAAUGAGGAGUAAUGUUUUGUGCUACUCUACAGGUCAGAGUGUUGAACCUUAGACCAUCUACUCGAAAAAUUACAUCUGACCUCUCAGCGACAUGCAGAUGAUGUUUGAAAUUUCACGGCAGGCUAAGGGUAGCUACUUUGAAUUUCAGGAUAGAACAAGGCAGGAGAACAUACGUGUAUAUUAUGCAUACCUUUUCGAUUUACGCAUUUCACAAUUUGCACUAUUCGCAUUCCUGCAUUUCCCAUAAAUAUGCUAAAUUCCUCUUCAAAUGCAAAUUCUUUUGUCAAGACUCUCUUCCUCCUCCCUCACAGCUUACAUAGACACUCCAAGCCUAAGGCGUGUCAUUUAGACUGUCUUAUCGACAGACAUGUUCUUCACCUGAGGACGGCUGCUUGCGUUGUGGCCGAAACGUCGUGAGAAUUAUUUUAUUAUGUUUUAUUUUUAUUAUUGUAUUACUUCCCUUCUACGUGACUUUACCGAAAGAACCAAGAAGAUUAUGCAUACCUGUCAACCCCUUAUCAGUGCCUACCUUAUUGCAGACCAAUUCAGACCUUGUUGGUCACCCCGUGCCCUUAGAAAUCUCAAAGUUCAUCCUACAAAGUCCCAUCACAAGGGAGAUACACAAACAAAUAUAUAACACAUUUUGUUGCCCGUAUUGAAACGGCUGUAUGCCGUGUGGAACUGAAAACUCAAUUUCCCUGCACAAGAAUCCGGGUAAACCGUAUGGGUUGACAGCUAUGAGGAUGGUGGAAGACAUGUUUGUGUCACGGGAAUUGGAGUGGCACGAUGAUGAAGACCUAAAGCCUUGUUGCGAUCUCCUGUAAGAGCAGACUUUCAGGGUUACUUGUCGGCUGUGCAACACUGGCAGGAUCUGGCAGAAGGAAGGAGGCAAAUAAUCGGUGUGGUGACAUCAGUGACAUCUCCGUCAGUGCAUACAAUGUGUCACAUUCUGUGAUGUCAACAGUGACUCCUACGUGUAGACUGGUCCCCGCCUUAUCAAUGUGGAAAUGUCAUGACUACGUCUGUCGUGCCACUGGAUGAGUACAGCACUCACUGGAGCACGGAGACACUUAGAUUAUUUUUGUUUUAUUAUUGAAAUUGCUCACUAACUCGUCAUACAUAUGACUACUCACGUGUGUUGUGUUACAGGGUUAUAGAAUGAUUCAUUUCCUUCCAACUGGCUCAGCUGGUUAUUGCAUGAACCGCUAACAUACAUUCUGGCUCGCUUAUAUACGAAUUUAUAUCGUUUUACAUUUCAGAAUGUUCUGUAAUUCGAUUAA
Lethenteron reissneri (Far Eastern brook lamprey) is the source of this 7481-nucleotide messenger RNA. RefSeq names its product leucine rich repeats and IQ motif containing 1 (gene LRRIQ1). Gene Ontology annotation, molecular function: protein binding. Lineage: Eukaryota; Metazoa; Chordata; Hyperoartia; Petromyzontiformes; Petromyzontidae. The record is from RefSeq and is a predicted model, not a curated record.